Molecule: messenger RNA, 1935 nt
Organism: Metarhizium album ARSEF 1941
Lineage: Eukaryota; Fungi; Ascomycota; Sordariomycetes; Hypocreales; Clavicipitaceae
Exons: 2
Coding region: 1-1935 (644 amino acids)
Biological process (GO): DNA-templated transcription
Cellular component (GO): nucleus
Molecular function (GO): zinc ion binding; DNA binding
Source: RefSeq, a predicted model, not a curated record
AUGUCCGUCAACGUAUUUGCGUCGCCAGCCAUGGAGCCGGAUCGAGACACGUCUGCAUCCGCGUCCGCGACACCUGCCAUGCCCUUCGGCCCUCGUCUCACCCUGCCCCCUUCCACUUCUUCGGUUCAGGACCACACGCAACCUCUUUCCAAUCCCGGCAUGGACGAGUCUUUUGAUACCUUGGUCAGUCGCACCUUUGACCAGUUCUUCCGCCAUAUUCAUCAUAUUCCCAUGUACUCAUUCUUGCACCGUGCAUCGCUCAUGGAACAAUACAACGCCGGCAAGGUAGACAGAGCGCUCUUGUUAGCCCUCAUUGGCAUCACGUCAUGUUUGACGGACAUGGGAGCAGGCGUGCGCGAGUACGGUGACCGCUGCAUCGAGCGUGCCGAGCACGUCAUUUUUUCUGACUAUUCGCGACCAUCGACAUUCAAAGUCCAGGCUCUGGUCUUCAUGAUCAAGCACAGGAUACUGUCCAAUAAGUAUCCCAGCGCAUUCAUGCUCCUCAGCAUGGCAUCUCGCUUCGCUGCAGCUCUUCGCCUGAACCACAACAGCCCCAAUCUGUGCUUCUUAGCACAAGAGUCUCGAAGACGAUUGAUGUGGUCACUGUACUGCAUUGACACUGGUAUUUCAGCGGGGUACCGCGAUUUUGCCCUCUGGCGAGCUGACAGGAUCUUUGUCAGUCUGCCUUGCAACGAACGAAACUUUGAAUUCGACCUACCGCAAGCCUCCGAGAUGCUUGACCCUGCGAGAAACGGCCCGGGGAUUCCGCCCCCUGAAGACGUCGGGAGUCUGGCACUUCAUAUCCGCAUCCUCCAUCUGCGCCAAAAGAUUAUCGAGUUCACCAAAGACGUCCUUGUGAGUCGCAUCAUCACCGAUACGUCAAGUCUGCAGGCUCCUGUCAUGGCCUUGCACAAGCAACUAGACGACUUUGCCAGCCGACUCCCGUUUUCGUUUCAGUUCUCUGAAAGCUCACUCCGCCUGCGAGCAUACUCUCCCAGGAUUUGUGUUUUUGUCAUGAUCCACGUGUGGUGGCAUCAGUGCCAUUGCGAUCUGUAUCGUAUGACAAUGGCUGGCUUCAGGGAAGCCUUGCCCGAAGCCACAUUGCGGAACUUGGACCCGGCGUUUCUCGCUCACUGCCAACGUCAGUGCGUAGAACACUCCUCAGCAAUGGCAAGCAUAUUUUCUUCGAUGCAAAAACUCGGGGCGGAGCCCGUAGCCGAUCUGGAUCUGGCCCUCUGCGCGUAUCAGUGCGCUCGCAUGCUGAAAUAUGCGCUUCACGGCGGUGCCGAGAAGCUGGGGUUGACAGUCGAGUUGGUGACGGAAAAGGCCAAGGUUUGUCUGCAAACCAUCAAGCACUGCUGCAUGGGCCCGGCGGCGGGGGCCAUCCGAUGCGACUUGGAGCGACUGAUCAGCCAGGGUCUUGGAUCAGAAGUCUCCUCUCCACACGACACCGCGGUCGACUCCAACAGGGCCAACAAGGCGGGCACCGAUGCCCCGUCCAGACAUCCUGUCCUUCGAAACAUCGAGGUGACAGAGGAGCCAGGCGUGAUAUCCACGACGCAGACCGUAGCAAGCCGCACCAAUCCCCACCCCCCAGACUCCUUCAUCGACACGCCCGUGACCUCCGCGGCGAUGCAGACCUCGCUGUCGGCCCAGGAAAUGGCCACCCCAAGUACAUGGACUGCCGGGCCGACAUUUGACAGCAUGGCGGGAGCUACGCAGGCCCACGCCCAACCAGAGCCAAUGGAUUUGGCAAACCCGUCCAACAAGUCCGACGUAGGCGCUGGUGAGCUGAACAGCGCUUACGAGGGGGCGCUGGAGGUUUUCGACCAAGACAACGGACUGGCCCACGCCAUGGGCGUUGAGCUGACGCCCUGGAACUGGAGUGUUGAUUUGCAGUGGCCCGACUUUCUAAGCACUGGGGUGAGUGGGUGA